CUUUCCUCAACAUUCGGCUCGUUUUUUUAUAUUUCAUUGGGGUACCGUAGUUAAUCAUUUCCAUUUUUUGAGAGUUCAUUCCUUUGUUUGAUUAAGGACUUUUUCGUUUUGCUUUUUUGUUCCUUUCGAAUUUUGGAUACGUUUUGUGAAAGGGAAUGAUAAAAAUUUCAUUUGUAAAUAAUAUUUAUUCGGUCAGUUUUAUUAUCUUGCAUUUAUACGUCUAAAUUGAGCGUGUCUAAGGGAAUUUGGAGCAAGUUUGUUUGCAAUGAGUACUAAUGAUGCUCAAACGCAACUGUCAACAUAUGGCCUUGCAUGUGGCUCUACUGAGUUGGGAAAAACACGAAACAUGUUUUUAAGCGUGUCUGCUGGGUGUGUUUACGCGAUUAUUUCUUUUUUUCGCUUCAUAAUAUAUUUGUUUCAGGGCAGAGAAAAUUAUUGUAUGGAAUAUUCCGAAUUCUAUAUGACCUUUUUUUUAGAUACUAUUAUUGCUUUUUUGAAAGUUUACGUUAUUGGUCUUUUGCCAAUAAUAGCUCUUCGAAAAGUACUUAUUCAAGAGUCAGUUCGUAGAAACACACCGGCAUGUUUGUUAGAUGAAUUGCAUACUUUAAUGUAUAAGAAGCGCACUUACAUCACUCCUUUAAUAUAUACAAUUUCCUCAAUCAUCAUAGGAUGGACUUAUUUUGAUCUCAUUGGAGUAAGUUAUAGGCGAACAAGAACAAUGUUUUUAUACCCUGGAACUGAAGAUUUUUGGUGUCCAAGUCAUCGUAAAGACAAUUGUAAAGGUCUUCUUCCAAUGAUUAAUGAACAUUACUUAAUCGCGCUAUUCCAUACUGCAAUUCUUGGGAUUUGGUAUGGAUGUGAUUUUUUGUUACGUAAAAGAUAUAUGUUAACAUUUAAUAUGGCAAAGCCAAGAUAUCCAUUUUCUUUAUUAAAAGAACUUUUGAUAAUUUGGAACCACCAAUUCAAUAUUUUUGUAUGGAGUACUCUCACGACAGCAUUAUAUUUCUCGAUGAUAUUGUGGUUUAUUAAACUUUUUAUAUGGAACACCAUCUAUGAAUGGCUACCUAACCUUAUCUUUUUACAUAACACUUCAGUCUAUUAUUGGAUGCGUGCUUCUUGGUUUGAUGUGCAGCUAUUCAAUAGAACAGUUGUCAGUGCGAUUUUUACCGUAAUGUGUUGGUCUGUAAUAGAUUUUUUGAUCGAACAUUUUUUUACACGGAUACAUUUUACAAUUAGUGUAUAUAUGGAUCCUCAUGCAAUUCUUGUAGAUGGACUGCAUUCAUAUCAACAACCCUAUUAUCAGCAAUUGGCAUUUUUGGAAUUGUGGCACAUUGCAAAAUUUGAUCAGCAUAGACGUAGUGCUAUAUAUGCAGAUUUCAAUCGUAAACGUGCGUUCAAUUGUGUUAAGCAUAAUAAUCCCACUUCUGCAUGGACAGAAAUAUCUCGUUCAUGUAUGGAUUUGAUCUUAGGGCUUGCAAGUUCUGCACAAAAUGAAAUUAAAAAACAACAAGCAAGGAAAUUAUUGUUAAAAAAAAAGUAUGAAAAGUUUAGAAAUAUGGAAAAAAAUGCAUUGAAAGAAAAGGAACGAAAAAUAGUUGGCUACAAAGAUCUUGAAGUCAAGAUGACGGCCGAAACAAUGACUAAAGAUCAUGAUUAUUGGGGAAUGAAGUUAUUGGAAUGGUUUCAUCCAGUGACGGGUAAUCGCCCAUACUUUAUGAGAAAAAUUUAUUAUUAUUCUGCCGUCCCUUUACUUAAGAGAUCAAUUGAGAGAAGAACAAAGAAUGUUUUUAAAGAUUUAUAUAUUACAAUAUAUGCUAUACAAGCAUUAACGGCUUUAACAGUUAAAUCAUUGAAUGAGGAUAAACAUGGAAUUGUGCAGUGUGAUAUUGCUAAUGUCUUUGAAUCAAUAUUAGAUUGUUUAAUGUCUCUUGAUCAAUAUUCUAAAGAACCGCCAUUGGAUGAGUGGGAUGUUGGAGAUCCUUUUACAUUUACAUAUUCUAGUGUUUUGUCAGAUCCGUUAAUUGUUAUAAAUGUAUUGAAAGAUGCUUUAUUUGACUUGACAAAAGCGUUUUAUCCACAUAUGGAUUACGUGAAGUUAUCAAGUAUACAUUAUGAUAGAUUAAAUAAACUGCUCAAUGAAGGACUUUAGUAGAUUUUUUUAGCGGAAUGCAUAUUAGAUAUUAUUUUGACCAUAAACAACUUGUAAUUUCAUUCUUUUUUUUUUAUUUUUAAAAACAGAUGAACCAAACUUAUGAUAAUAAAUCAUAAAAUGCGUCUAUAGAAAACAUCUAAUUUUAC
Rhizophagus irregularis DAOM 181602=DAOM 197198 is the source of this 2298-nucleotide messenger RNA. RefSeq lists its product as uncharacterized. The record is from RefSeq and is a predicted model, not a curated record. Gene Ontology annotation, molecular function: protein-macromolecule adaptor activity. Gene Ontology annotation, biological process: nuclear pore organization. Lineage: Eukaryota; Fungi; Glomeromycota; Glomeromycetes; Glomerales; Glomeraceae. Gene Ontology annotation, cellular component: nuclear pore transmembrane ring; spindle pole body.